This is a messenger RNA of Acipenser ruthenus (sterlet), 14407 nucleotides long. Its product is annotated as MAM and LDL-receptor class A domain-containing protein 1. The transcript has 87 exons. NCBI's taxonomy places the organism in Eukaryota, Metazoa, Chordata, Actinopteri, Acipenseriformes, Acipenseridae. The record is from RefSeq and is a predicted model, not a curated record. Gene Ontology annotation, molecular function: protein binding. Gene Ontology annotation, cellular component: membrane. The coding region runs from base 3 to 13532 and encodes 4509 amino acids.
ACAUGCUUGCUGAAACGCAACAUCAUGCUCCAGGACAAAGAGCUGUUUUUGUGUCUGAGAGGUUUCAGAGAAGUGUGGCAAGCUGUUUGACCAUGUGGUAUUUCCUGAGCGGCAGGGACUCUGGGACUUUGCGGAUAUAUUUCCGGUCAAGCGUCACCCAAGACGACCUCAUUUUUGAGACCAGUGACAGUGAAAACACAUGGAAACAGUUUGCAGACAAUUCGUUUGGGCCAAAAGGAUUCCAGGUGGUGAUUGAAGUCGAGUCUGCAGGCAAUGGGUUUGUUGCUGUAGACGACAUAGACCUGAUACUUGGACUUUGUGGUGACACUGCCAUUCCAGCAAUUGAAGACUUUGCCAGUUGUGAUUUUGAGGUUGGUACGUGCCAAUGGGAAGACACUAGCCAAGGACAAUUCAUUUGGAAGAGGGGCAGCAAUGGGACAGCUAGCUCAAACACAGGACCCUCUGCUGAUCACACUACUGGCACUGAGCUGGGAUGGUACAUGGCUGUGGAGGCCAAUGAUGGAGACAGGUACAGUUACGCAGUCCUGCAAAGCCCAAGUAUGAAACAAGCAAGUUCAGAAUGCCUCAUGGAAUUUUACUAUCACAUGUAUGGAACUGGUAUUGGGGAGCUGAGUGUUUACCUACGAGAGGGAUCCCGUGACACUCUGUUGUGGAUAUCCUCUGGAAGCAGAGGAAACGAGUGGAAGAGAGCUGUGGUGGGGAUAGGCCGGACCCCUGGAGUAUUCCAGCUUCUGCUAGAGGCCACCAGAACCUUUAGCGUCCUGGGAGACAUUGCAGUUGAUGACAUUCAUUUUCAAAACUGCUAUUUAAGAGAACCACAGGCUACGUGUCCUGAAGGCACAUUUAAAUGUUCCAACUCUGCCUGCAUUGAAAUGUCCAGAAUAUGUGAUUUCAGUGAUGACUGCGGGGACAGAAGUGAUGAGCUUGACUGCGAGCUAAAUGGUUUCAAGGGGCGCUGUAGUUUUGAAAAUGGAUUGUGCUCCUGGGAGAACAGUGACCUGGACACUCCUGGUUACAACUGGCUACGGCAGCAAGGCCAAUCAGCUGUGUGGAAAACGGAACCGCCAAGAGACCACACCAAGAACUCUGCAGCUGGUUUCUAUGUUAUUGCUCAAGGCACAAACCAAAAUAAAGGGGACACAUCUUUAAUCCAAUCUAGCACUUUACUUCCAUCUACGUCCUGUACUGUGCGUUUUUAUUACUACAUUCACGGGAAGGAUGAUGGAGUGUUGUAUGUGAAGUUGAGGAGCUCUGCCAGUGGCGGAGGUGACAGAAUUCUCUGGGUCCGAGACAGGGAAGUUGGAUCUUAUUGGGAAAGAGCUGAGAUUACUUUCUCCAGCCCAGUAAAAUCUAAGAUUGUUUUGGAGUAUACUUAUGGAUCUGGCAAUGGAGGACAGGCUGCAGUGGAUGAUAUUUCUUUCUCAGGCGAAUGUGUUCAUGAUAAUGAGAACAGUAUUCUUCCACCCUCUCCACCGCCAACAGCUGGGCCCUCCACAACACCCAGCCCUUGCCAGGUUGACCAGUUCUUCUGUAGCAAGUCUGAAAGUGGUUACUGUAUUCCUGCCAGUUCAAAAUGUGAUUAUAGCAUUGAGUGUCCUAUGGGAGAGGAUGAAGAGAACUGUGGUCCCUGUACAUUUGAAAAUGGCCAGUGUGGUUGGAAUGAUCAGAGUUCUGGAAGAUAUGUUUGGCAGCGGCAGAAGGCUGGUCAUAUGGCAGAACCAGGACUGGAUGGGCCCAAUACAGAUCACACAACAGGAACAGGGUACUAUAUGUAUGUGGAGUUUGGAACAGGGCAGUUUCUGGAUGAGGCUUUAUUCAUAAGUCCAUAUCUUCCAAAAUCUUCGCCAUACUGUCAAAUCCACUUUCAUUUCCACAUGUACGGUUUGGAAGUUGGAACCCUCCACAUGGUUGUGGAGAAGAGCAGUGGCUCACAGACAGUGGUUUGGUCACAUUGGAACAGCACAGGGAACCACUGGAAUGCAGAGUAUGCAAAUGUGGGAGAAAUGACGGAACCUUACAGGAUCCUGUUCAUCAGCCAGCCUAGACUAAACCUGGACAACUCUGCAUCAGCGACAGAUGACAUUGCACUGGAUGACAUUUCUUUUAGAAACUGUGAAAGCUCCUAUCAACCACCAGCCUUACCUUCCUAUAACUGUACAUUUGAGAUUGAUAUGUGCGGCUGGGUGCAAGGGGUCACUGAUAACUUUGACUGGCAGAGAAGAUCUGGACCAACUGAAACUCAUAACACAGGGCCUACAGGAGAUCACACGACCGGCUCAGGUAAUUAUUUGUAUAUUGAAAGCUCCAAUCCCAGAAGACUGGGGGAUAUGGCUCAACUCAGGUCUCCGUUAUUAGCCCCUACUGGACCUGAUGGCUACUGUGUUACAUUCUGGUACCAUAUGUUUGGAGCCACUGUUGGAUCUCUGAGUAUGUACCUUCGGAGGAAUAUGUAUGAGUCUAAAACACUGGUGUGGCAGAGACGAGGGAAUAUUGAAGAUGAAUGGCAAGUAGCCUAUCGUCACGUAACACUCCAGGAUAUCCAUGAAAUAGUUUUUGAAGCCACUGUUGGAGGAGCUGCUGGGGACAUUUCUAUUGAUGACAUUUCAUUUACCUCAGGAUCCUGCCCACCUACGGAUCUCUGUGACUUUGAAGAAAAUGACUGCAAUUGGAUCCAAGCAACUGAUGAUGACUAUGACUGGGCAAGAGGCUUUGGCAGGACUCCUAAUUCAGACACUGGACCCAGUUUUGACCACACAACCAAUACAGCAACUGGCUAUUACCUCUACCUGAAAAACUCCAACCAACACAGGCCAGGGCAAAUAGCAAGGAUCAGUACUCCUGAGUACUCUGCAGGAAGUGACAGGUGUUUGCAGUUUUGGUAUCACAUGUAUGGAGCAGGCAUCGGAACACUGAAUGUGUACAAGCAUGAUGUCAGUACGGCCAACCAGUCCGUUCUGUUUUCCCAACAAGGCAACCAAGGUGUCCUUUGGAGAUUUGCUCAAGCAAGCCUUUAUCAAAGUGAUACAUCUCCAUUUCAAAUUACAUUUGAAGGUAUAACAGGAGCCACUGUGCAAGGAGACAUGGCGUUAGAUGACAUUUUGGUGUCCAAUGGGCCAUGUGUACCUCCUGGAUUCUGUGACUUUGAGAUCAAUCUCUGUGGCUGGACAAACAUUGAGGUAGUUGAUGAAGGGGACUGGCUUCGAAGCAAAGGAGCUACUCCCAACAUGAACACUGGACCUAGUGUUGACCAUACGACUGAUUCUGGACAGGGUUAUUAUAUCUAUGUGGAUCAUUCCCAGGGAUAUCCUGGUGACAGAUCCAUGCUGGUUAGUGAAAUAUUCCCUUCUGCUGUUGGUGGCCGCUGUCUGACCUUCUGGUAUCACAUGUAUGGGAAAGACAUUGGGACCCUAACUCUUUACAGCAAUAACAGGACACUGCAUGAAAGCAGUAACACAUAUGGAGAUCUGAUUUGGAGUAAAUCUGGUAGCCAGGGGAAUGCCUGGCUUCAAGGAAUCGCAACAGUUGACUUUCUUGAGCCAUACUGGUUCAUAUUUGUGUACAUAAAAGGAACUGGUCUGAGUGGUGACGUCGCCAUUGAUGACAUUGAGCUUCAUUUUGAGUCCUGCUCUCUGCCUCCACCAACCACAGAUGUCCCCACAGUUCCACCUACCUAUGCCCCCACUGCUAAUGACUGUGACUUUGAAGAGGACCCGUGCAGCUGGCAACAGGACCCGCAUAAUGAUUUUGAUUGGCUGAGGCAGCGGGGGUCAGCAGGGUCCGGCUCAAUUGGACCAGCAGGAGAUCACACCACUGGCAGCGCAAGAGGUUAUUACAUGUAUAUUGAUGCAAGCAGUCAAGUUGCAGGAGCCAGAGCAAGGAUCCAGAGUGCUUCUGUAUCUGUAGCCUCAGAGGAUCUUUGUGUAAAGUUCUGGUAUUAUAUGUAUGGAGGGAAUGUUGGCUCCUUGAAAGUGUAUUAUCAUGAAGCAUUUAAAGACACACUUACUUGGAUAAAGAAAGGAACCUGGGGGCCACAGUGGAAUUAUGCACAGAUUUACAUUACUGGCAACAAUAACAUUGAAAUCAUAUUUGAAGCUGUGAGAGAAAAUAAAUGGGCUGGUGUGAUUGCAUUGGAUGACAUCUCAUUUAACACAGGGCCCUGUCCAUCAGCUCGAGAUUGUGACUUUGAGAAUGGCCAGUGUGGUUUUUCCAAAGAUGCCAGUUCAGAUUUGGACUGGACCUUGGGAUCUGGUCUAAUAACCCCAUCAGGUCCCAGCACUGAUCACAGUUAUGGGACACGAUAUGGUCAUUAUAUGUACUUUGCGACAUCAGUGACUCCUCCACAGACUAUUAAAGCCAGAUUAGACAGUCCAGUGUAUCCGCCUUCAGCACACUGCUUACGGUUUUGGUACUAUAUGUCCGGCAGUGGCAUACCAUUUCUUAGGGUGUUUCUGAGAAGACAGAAUGCAUUUACUCACCCCGUCUGGAGCACAGAGGGACACCAAGACACUGAGUGGCAUGCAGCCCAAGUGGAUAUUAACAGCCCUGUUGCAUUUCAGGUCACAUUUGAGGGAAUUGUUAAUCCUGAGGUGCUAGGAGAUAUUGCUAUUGAUGACAUCAGCCUCCUGGAGGGACCUUGCUUACCGUUAGGAUAUUGUGAUUUUGAAGAUGAUACAUGCACUUGGAAAAAUGCUUUAGAUUACGAUCAGUUUGAUUGGAAGAGACACAGUGGACAAACACAGUCAGAAUCCACGGGACCAAAGGUUGAUCAUACCUUGGGCACAGUAUUUGGCACAUAUCUUUUAAUGGAUGCAUCAGCGCAUUGUGUGCGGGGUGACAGGGCCUGGCUACUGUCUCCAUUUAUAGAUUCUUCCAUAAUGCAUUGUGUCACAUUUUGGUAUCAUAUGCUGGGCAGUGAUGUAGGAAAUCUAACAGUGAAACAGCAAUGGGCUAAUCGCCCUGCUAUAGACCUUUGGACAAAGACUGGAAACCAGAGUGACGAGUGGCUCCCAGGUUUUACUUUGAUGUCAGUUGAAGGGAAAGGAAAAUACAGGAUCAUUUUUGAAGGUGUGGUGGGAAAUGGACCUGUUGGCACCAUUGCCAUUGAUGAUAUAGUGAUAGAGUCUGGAGCCUUCUGCCUGGUUGAGCCCUCCCCCCCCCCCUCGUGCCAGUUCCAGUGUGGAGGUGCAUGGGGCGAAUGUGUGACCCUGUCUCAAGUAUGUGACUUCAUGAUAGACUGCGAAAAUGGAGCUGAUGAAGAUUUUUGUGGAUAUGAUUGCACUUUUGAGGGUGAUGCUGGUCUCUGUGGCUGGGGUGAUGAAAGCCAUGGUCCUUACCAAUGGCAGAGAGGCAAAGGAACCACAGCUGAUGCAAACACUGGGCCCACUACUGACCACACCACUUUGACAAGUCUUGGUUACUAUGUCUAUGUUGAUGCCAGCAUGGGAAAUGAAGGCAGCUAUGCAGUUUUGAGGACUCCUAAUCUUCGCCAGGCUAGUGCUACCUGUCAGUUGAUUUUCUGGUAUCACAUAUAUGGCUCUGGGAUAGGAACUCUACAGGUUGCACACUUAGUAGGAUCCAGGGAAACUCGGCUUUGGUGGAUCUCAGGAUCACAGGGAGACCUGUGGCACAGAGCGGUAGUACCUCUGGGAAGGCUUGUCCAGGACUUCCACAUUGCUUUUGAAGCUACUCGAACAUUCAGUGUCCUGGGUGAUAUAGCCAUUGAUGACAUAACAUUUGAAAACUGCGCUCUUCCAGCCUAUCACAUCCACUGCAGGGAUGGGCAGUUCCGCUGUGGAAGGGGUUCAUGUGUUAACACUGAUCGCCUGUGUGACUUCACAGAUGACUGUGGAGAUAGUACUGAUGAAAGAAUGUGUGAUGCAUACCCUGGUCGCUGUGACUUUGAAGCUGGCCUCUGUGACUGGGUUCAGUUGAAUGACGAGCUGAGAUGGACUGUGGGCAGAGGUGGUAUUGAACCUACAGUGGCGUUUGGACCUGAUCGAGACCAUACAACUGGAAUGUCAACAGGGUACUUUUUGUUCAUUGAUUCUCGCUACCCUCAUCAAAAUGGACAACAUGCAAAAUUAGGCAGCCCUCUUCUGACUAGUGGCCCAGAGUGUCAGCUGCGAUUCUACUAUUACAUGUCAGGAGAUAGUGUGGGUGCCAUAAGGGUUUACCUGAGAACCUCUCUUGGUGGACCACUGGAACUGCUGUGGGAAAGGCAGGACAAGGGUGGUGCUUACUAUGAGAGAGCAGAGGUGAGUGCGUUCAGCCGCCGCCCAUUCCAAGUGAUCAUUGAAGGGAGCGUGGGGAAUGAAGCUGGUCAUGUAAUCGCCAUUGAUGAUGCCUCCUUUUCAUCAGACUGCUGGUUGUAUGAAGGACAGCUUCCAUCAGGUUCAACACUUGCUCCUACCACCGAGAGCCCCUGCUCAACCAAUCAGUUCAGAUGUGGCCACAAUGAAUGUAUACCAGUCUCCCAAUACUGUGAUGGAGUGAUGAAUUGUAUUGAUGGAUUAGAUGAAGCAACCUGCGGUAUGUGUACGUUUGAGGAGAGGAGGUGUGGCUGGAGAGAUGACAGCACUGGAGAUCAUGCAUGGAGUCGUCAGCAAGGUCUGACGGCAACCGGAACAGCCCCUAAUGCUGACCACACUACAGGAACUGCUAUGGGCUGGUAUAUGCUAGUGGAUUUAUCCACUGGUGUGUUUGAAAGUGAAGCCCUCCUACAGAGCCCAGUACUUGGAGAAGCAGCCAGUUCUUGUACUGUUAGCUUCUGGUACCACAUGCCAGGAUUUGAAGGCUCAUCCCUGUCACUCUUCAUUGUUGAUAAAGAUGAGAGGGAAAUCUGGUCUUAUACAGCAGAAGGAGAAAAUCAGUGGAAUCAGGCUUUGGCCAGAAUAGGAAGACAGAAAUUUGGAUACAAGUUACUUUUCAAAGCCUGGACAAUGCCAGUAGCUGGAGAUGUGGCCUUGGAUGACAUUACAAUGAACAACUGCUACUUACCACCACCAAGGCCAUGCAUGGGAGGCGAGUUCCAAUGUGUCAGAGGUUCCUGUGUUCCUGAUGACAGCGUGUGUGACUUCACUGACCAGUGUGGGGACAGCAGUGAUGAAAACGACUGCUCUACUUAUGAAAGAUGUGACUUUGAACAUGACUACUGUAACAUGACACACAGUGAAGACUUGCAGACUACAUGGAACAGGAGAAAUGGCUUAACUAAUAAUGUUGGUCCAACAUUUGAUCAUUUGGGAAACCGCACAGCACAUUACCUAUCUCUGUCAGACCAUGGUGGAGAUCAUCCCUCUGCAGGUUUAAGAAGUAUUGUUUUCCUUCCAACAAACACUGGACAAACUUGCCAGGUUAAAUGUUACUACCACUUUGGGAGAUUAAGUGGAGCACUAAAUAUAGGAAUACGGACCCAUUUUGAUGGAGACGUCAGAGAGAUUUGGAAGCAAAACGUGGCCCAACAAGAGCAGUGGAAACGUGUAGUUGUAACUAUUAAUAGCACAGAGAAAUUUGAGGUGGUUAUUCAAGGAAGAAUAUUUGCUGUUAACGGGCCAUCUGAAACACUGGCCAUUGAUGAUAUUUCCUUCAGUAAAGGAUGUGUGCCAGCAUCUGAUGCAGCCUUGUCAUGCCCUGAAGGGUUUGGUGCAUGUAACAGUAAGUGCAUUCCCAACAUAAAAUUCUGCAACUUUAUUCACGACUGCCCACCUGACCGAGCUGACGAAGAUAGCUGUCCUGAUGUCUGUGAUUUUGAGUCUGACCAAUGUGGUUGGAAUUCUGAGGAGCCAACAGAACAAAUUUCAUGGCAACGUAUGAAAGCCGGCGACAGUGCUGUGGAUGGGACUGCGCCACUGAAGGAUCACAGCCUCAACUCCACUGAAGGUCAUUACAUAGGGGUUGGAGUUAAUAACAUCACUUAUAACACAACCACAUUCUUAAAAAGCUCCAUAUAUCAUAGCUCGGGACUAAACUGCAGCUUUCACUUUUACUACAAUAUUGCAGGAUGCAGUAUAUUAAGUGUAUGGCUUCAUACAGCAGAGGAAGCUCAGCUAUUGUUUAAAACGCACAGUGCUACCCAGAAUCAGUGGCUUGGUAAAGAGGUGAAGUUUCCCACAUGCCUUCAAGAGUUUCAGAUUGUUUUUGAAGGGGCUAUUCAAAGCCCCACUGGAUUCCUAGCACUGGAUAGUUUUAAAUUCUCUAACUGUGGAGUAAUGGAAGUGCCAGUCUGUCCUGUGGAAAUGUUUGCCUGCAGGACUGGCUCCUGCAUCCCUAAUAGUUCAGUGUGUGAUUACCAGGUAGACUGCUGUGAUGGAGCUGAUGAAGAGCCACAAACUUGCUCCAACUACACCAUGUGCAAUUUUGAAUGCAAUUUGUGCAGCUGGGAACAGUUAAGCUCAGAUAAUGCAAACUGGAUAAGACAAGAAGGGCAGCCAUCUACCCAACCAGGGAUUCCCCACACAGACCACACUACCGGUGCACACAACGGAUCAUUUCUCUAUCUAACUGCAAACACACAGUCUGACCCGGAGGUUUUAGCUCAGCUUGGCAGCCCUGUUAUACAGAAACAGUCCCUGACGUCACCUAUUUGCAAGGUGAGGUUUUGGUAUCAGCUGUCUGAAGGAGCUAAACUGGUGAUCUUCACAAGGACAGCACUGGGUGGUGAUUUAAGGAUGACAGAUGACAUCAUAAACCGUACAUCCAACAUAUGGGAAAAGGCUGAAAUAACCAUAGAACCGACUGCCAUGGAAACACUGAUUCCCUUUCAGAUUAUUCUUCAAGCCUCUGUUUCAUUAGGCAAUGCUUCUGUUGCGAUAGAUGACAUAAGUAUAACCCCAGCGUGCACUACUGCAGAAGCGUUGCUCCCUGAUACCACAACUAAACAUAAAGCUGCUACGUGUGAUUUUGAAGCGGAUGCGUGUGGCUGGUAUGAGAAUGUUCCAGGGGAUGGGUUUGAUUGGAGAAGGAGCUCACAAAUCACUGUUCCUCCUGAGUACCAGAGUCAGGCUCCUCCACAGGACCAUAGCACAAAUACAACAGAGGGACAUUUCAUGUUUGCUCUGAAAAACAGCAGCCGCUUUUCACAGAUAGCUGAGCUGAGGAGUCCCAGGUUCAGCCAAUCUGCAACGGGCUGUACAAUGUCGUUUUGGCAUUAUAAUUAUGGCCAGGCUGUUGGAGCAGCUGACAUGAAUUUACGAGUAGAGGGUGAGAAUUGCAGCACCACUGUCAUAUGGAGGACUUUAUACAAUCAAGGAGACCAGUGGUUGCAGGCAGUUAUACAGCUUGGUCGUCUUACUCAGCCUUUUCACUUCACCCUGACGAAAGUCAGCCUCGGCGUUUUUGAUGGAGUGUCAGCACUGGAUGACAUCUAUUUUGAAAACUGCUCCCUUCCCCCACCCGCGGCAAGCUGUGAAGGCAGAGACAAGUUCCAUUGUCGAGAUACAAAGGCCUGCAUUGACCGGCUACUUGUGUGUGACCUCGUAGAUGACUGUGGUGAUGGAUCUGAUGAAGACCACUGCUUGAUGGAUCUGCAGUGCAACUUUGAAAACGGGCUUUGUAGCUGGACACAGGAUACUGCUGAUAGCUUUGACUGGACUCGAAUCCAGGGCCCCACCCCAACAUCAAAGACAGGGCCUUGGAAAGAUCACACUCUGGGAACUGUGAAUGGAUACUAUCUCUACAUAGAGGCAUCAGACCGGAAUUUCCAAGACACAGCUGUGCUGCUCAGCCAAACCUUUAAUUCCACCAUAUUAAAUGACAAGAAGCCAUGCAUCUUCCGCUUUUACUAUCACAUGUUUGGGCAGCAUAUUUAUAAACUGUCUGUAUACAAAAGGUCUUCUACCGAAACCAAAGGAGAAUUGCUCUGGAUCAAAUAUGGGGAACAAAGCAACAUCUGGUUAAGAGAAACCCUGUAUCUCACCAGCCACCAACCCUUCCAGAUUUUAGUGGAAGGUACUGUGGGUGAUGACUUUAAUGGAGAUAUUGGAAUUGACGAUCUGUCCUUCAUGGACUGUGUUCCCUAUAAUGGUGAGUUACCACCAACAGCCCCAACAACACCUUCAGGAACCUCAAACCCCAUCACUGCACAUCCUCACAACUGCACAGUGAACCAGUUUGUGUGCAGAGCUACUGGCCACUGCAUUGACCUAAUGAACAGAUGUGACUUUAGAGAUGACUGCUCUGAUAAAUCAGAUGAACUCACCUGCGUACAUCCAAUGUGUGAUUUUGAAGGAGGUAAUAUGUGUGGCUGGUACCAAAAUGUAAUGACGAUGUCUUCAAAAGUAGAACAUGCUUUUCAUUGGUUUACUGGUCAAGGCUCCACCCUCCACCCUGGUGAAAAAAACCACAGGCCCACCAUUGACCAUACUUUAGGGACUCCUCAAGGCUGGUAUAUGUAUGCUGACAGUUCAAAUGGAGAAUUUGGUCAAAUUGCAGACCUCCUGACACCAGUGAUCUCUCAGACUGGGCCGCAGUGUAAACUAGUAUUUUGGUACCAUAUGAAUGGAGUCACAGUGGGGUCAUUACAGGUAUUCAGUAAAUUUGGCAAUGUAACUCAUGAGGUUUGGUCUCAGAGUGGAAGCCAGGGUAACAAAUGGACACGAGGAGAAGUAAUCCUUGGAAUCCGCUACAAUUUUGAGAUUAUCCUGAGGGCAAAGCGUGGUGUGAGUUACAUUGGAGAUGUAGUGGUGGAUGACAUUUCUUUUGAAAACUGCGCCCCUUUGCUGAUUCCAGACAGGCAGUGCACUGCUAAUGAAUUUGCAUGUGCCAACAAAUACUGUAUCCCGAAAGACAGUCUGUGUGACUUUAAAAAUGACUGUGGUGAUGCAUCUGAUGAGAAUCCAUUUAUCUGCAGAAAUUUCCAGGGGCGUUGUGAUUUUGAAUUUGACUUUUGUUCCUGGCGUCAGUGGCAUAACGAUGAUUUUGACUGGCUUCUAAAAGCUGGAAGCACACCUACUAUUGGAAGUGGGCCUCCCACAGACCAUACACUAAGAGAAACUUCGGGACAUUAUAUCUACAUCAAGAGUACUCUGCCACAGGUUCCUGGGAACAAGGCCAGAAUUUCGGGUCCAACUAUCAGCAAGAACAGUAAAGAAUGCAAGAUCAUUUUCUACUUCCACAUGGCUGGAAAUGGUAUUGGAACACUGAAUGUGUACCAGGUGACCAUUUCAGAUCAAUACUUGUUACUUCUGAACUUAACUGGGGACCAGGGGAACUACUGGCAAAGAGAAGAGCUCUUACUGCAUGCCGAGGAAGACUUUGUGGUGAUGUUUGAAGGGCAGGCUGGGAAAGGCGUGAAACGACUAAUUUCUGUGGAUGAUAUUCUCUUCACCAGAGAAUGCCUGUUAGCUUCUUCAUCUGGCCCAGCAGAACCAACAUCACUUCCUCCCUCAGGCUCCUGCCCACAUGGCUAUUUGGAGUGUCAGAAUGGAAAGUGUUAUAGACCAGAACAAAGCUGUGAUUUUGUGAAUGACUGUGAAGACAAUACAGAUGAGAAAGAGUGUGGCACCUCCUGCAACUUUGAGGUGGGGCGCUGCGGAUGGAGAAAUUCUUUGGCAGAUAACUUUGAUUGGAUGCUAGGAGAGGGCUCGACGACGAGUCUUCGACCGCCGAUCGACCACACACUGGGGAAUGAAAAUGGGCACUUUGUGUAUCUCGAGGCCUCCUCUGAUGGUCUGAAAGGUGACACAUCUCACAUGAAGAGCUCCAAGUGGAAAGAGUCCAGAGCUACGUGCAAGCUGGCUUUCUGGUAUUAUUUUUCUGCCACAGCCACUGGGCUUAUCCGGCUGCUUGUGAAGACAGAGAGAGGUUUUACAGAGCUGUGGAACAUGACUGGAAACCAAGGAGGCCAGUGGAACAGGGCUGAGGUGCCACUGAGGAAGAUGAGAAACUUUGAAGUGAUAUUUGAAGGAAUUCGAGCCAAGGAUUUUGGAGGAGGAGCUGCUAUAGAUGACAUUGAAUUUGUCAACUGCGUGCCAAGCGGAGAGCCACCAGGGUCGUGCCCUGCGGUCACUGAUUAUGUGUGUAGGAAUGGAAAGUGUAUUGAAUCUCAUCUUAUCUGUGACUCCAAGCCAGACUGUGAGGAUGAAUCAGAUGAAACUGACUGCAGUGGCAUUCUGUCAAUACCUGGUGCCUGCAAUUUUAACAUGGCUGAGACAGAGUCCUGGGAAGCACAGUGCUUACUAGAGCAAAACAUGAACGAUGACUUUGACUGGAGUAUCGGCAGGGGUUCAGUGGCAGAGGGAACAGGACCAAGCAGUGAUCAUUCCAAAGAUGGUAAAGGGAGAUACAUUUACAUCAAUUCUGGAGCCCAGAUAAAAGGAGACAUUGCAAUACUAACAACACACCUGUCCUACCCAGCAAGCCUUGGGGUCUGCCGUGUACGCUUCUGGUACCACAUGUAUGGCUCAAGACAUAUGGGGACAUUGAAGGUUUAUACGGUUGGAGAAAGUGGCAUAAGCCUGUUGAUGUGGUAUGUAAAUGGCUACCAAGGAAACACGUGGAACUAUGCAAAUGUUAUUCUCUCUAAUCAUAGCCCCUUUAGAGUGGCCUUUGCAGCAGAAGUGGGUGGAGACAGUCUAACUGAUAUUGCCUUGGAUGAUAUUUCUUUCACCCCAGAAUGUGAAGUUGGAGGCCCAAUAACACCUCAACCCCUGACCUGCAGCCCGGAUUCAUUCCAAUGUCAGUAUGUUUACGAGUGUAUACCACUGACUUGGCUGUGUGAUUGGGAGCCAGACUGUGUGGAUGAGUCUGACGAGUCAAACUGCCCCACUAAGAACCCGGGUACACUGCCCCCUCAGGAUCUGUGCGGGGACGGCCAGUUCCAGUGUAGCAAUGAUCAGUGCCUGCCCUCCCUGCUGAGGUGUGAUGGAGUCGCUGACUGCCCCAGUGCUGAAGAUGAAUUUAGCUGUCCUUGUAAACUGUGUUUGAAUGGCUCACUGCUGUGUGAAGACACAGGAAGGUGCAUGCCUGCCUCCCAGCGCUGCAAUGGCAUUGUGGACUGCAAUCAAUUCCAGCCUGAUGAGUCAAGCUGCACAGAAUGCCCGAGUGAAUACUGUAUGAAUGGCGGGACGUGUUUUAUAAAUAUGGAAGGCUCUAUGUGCCAAUGCGAACAAGGAUGGAGGGGGAAUCGCUGUAAUCUGAAAGAGAAGCUAAUUCCAACACCGAGCUCAACGCCUUAUCAUGAAAACGGAUCUGUUGGCAUUUUUGCUGGUCUGGGGGCUGGAUUAAUUCUGCUUGUGAUUGGAAUAGCUGCUGUUUUGUUGUUUGUGUAUAGAAGAAAAAUGCUCCCUCAGAAAUCUACUGAGGUGGGUUAUGGAAUAAUGGAGAAUCCUGUUUACGGGGGUUUUGAGGGCAAAUCUGAGUUCUCCAUGAGCGAUGCAGUCCCCGGGGUUAAUGUAAGUGUUUAUCCAUGGCUGGAGGAGCACCAGGAGGAGCCUGGCAAUAAAACACACACUGCUCAUUCAUUUGCCAAUCCCUUGUAUGUCUCUUCUGCUGGAGAUGUGAAACCUACUGCCUGAUGUCCUGAAGUUUAAAAAAUGAUCAUCUUUCAGUGUUGAAAACCAUUUGAACAAAAGAACAACUGUAAAGCAAAUCAGAGAUGUGUUAUGUUUCUAAUUUGAUUUGUUUAAAUUAUACAUGCUGAUACUGUCAUAAUUCAUACAAAUUUAAAGCACAUAAUGUAAAAACACAUUUUUUUGUUCAACAAUAAAUUAAUAAUCCAAGCUUUAAACAUGUUUUGUAUUUAUAUUCAUAUGUUUAUACUGACUGUUGACUAAAUUGUGGUAAAAUGAAAACUUAAUUGGAAAUGGGAUUUGAAAUGAAAGUCAUUGUUUUAUGGUACCCUGACAUAUUUGCUGAUGCUGUAAACACAUCCACCAAAGAACAAAGGUUACAUUUAAUGUGUGCUUGCAGCCUCAUAAAAUCACUGCCCGUUAGCUGUGUUGGAAAAGACUUGAAAUGGCGGUCUAACAAAAAAAAAAAAAAAAUCUUAAACUUUUUUGAUGAAAAGCAAUUUUAUAUAAAAUUGCAAAGUCAAUUAACAGGAUCACUGCCUGUUUUUUUUUUUUUUGUUUUUUUUUUUUUAAUACUCUUUUUAUUACACCUUAUUUCUUAUUUUGGGUGUUGAAGUCUUCAGUUCACAAUUAAAGUAAGCAAAGCUAGGUGUAUGCAAUAGUUCUAUCUUGAUGAAAUUCUGAUGCUUGCAAAUAAGCCAUAAGUUUAGGCACAGAAGCAUCAGGUAUACAUUAGUACUACAAAUAAACAUUCUGUCAGUGUCUUAUGUUAUUGAGUGCUCACUAUGGUGUCAGCAUUCCAAGCAACAGUUAACCUUUGUUUCUUUCUUUGUCUUUUGACUUUAAUUUCAGCUGAACUAGAAAAUAAAUAUUGAACAUGG